Ricinus communis (castor bean) is the source of this 1895-nucleotide messenger RNA. Its product is annotated as scopoletin glucosyltransferase. NCBI's taxonomy places the organism in Eukaryota, Viridiplantae, Streptophyta, Magnoliopsida, Malpighiales, Euphorbiaceae. Bases 327 to 1754 code for a protein of 475 amino acids. Gene Ontology annotation, molecular function: UDP-glycosyltransferase activity. The record is from RefSeq and is a predicted model, not a curated record. The transcript has a single exon.
CCUUGGAUACAAAUUCAGGGAGCAAUUUGACUUUUGUCCUUUCUUUUUUUUUUUGUGUUUUUCUUUUCCUUCUUUUAUGAGAUAGAUUUGACAUCGAAUUAUUUAUGCAGAGACUAGUCCAAACUAUCUUAAAAAUCUUUUAACAUUCUUUAAGAUUUGAAAGGCUUCAGAUUGUCUCUAAUAAUACGCAAGAGCCCACUUGUCUUCACAUUCAUCAUCUAUGCCAACUUCUAUUCAUUCUUUGUUCUGUUCUGUGUUCUAAAAAAUCUAACCUUCAGAAAACCACUCUAAAAUUCUAUUUCUAUUUUCACAUAAAUUUUCAAAACAUGGCUUCUGCUUCUAAGAAUCAUCAACUUCACAUCCUUCUCUUCCCUCUAAUGGCACAAGGACACAUGCUUCCACUUUUAGACAUAGCAAGACUCUUUUCAUCCAGAGGUGUCAAGAUCACCUUCAUCACUACACCCGGAAAUGCACCUCGCUUAAAACGAUCGUCCCAGACAACCCAAAUUAGCUUCAAGAUCAUUAAAUUCCCUUCCAAAGAAGCUGGACUACCUGAAGGUCUUGAAAAUCUUGAUUUGAUAUCUGAUCUACAGACACAUAUCAAAUUCUUUAAUGCGCUUUCUUUAUUUCAAGAACCUUUGGAACAAGUUUUACAGGAGUUGCAUCCACAUGGGAUAGUGUCAGAUGUAUUCUUUCCAUGGACCGCAGAUGCAGCAUUGAAGUAUGGCAUUCCAAGAUUAAUCUUUAAUGGUGCUAGUUUCUUUUACAUGUGUUGUUUGGCAAAUCUCGAAGAACAUCAGCCUCACAAGAAAGUAUCUUCUGAUACUGAGAUGUUUAGUUUGCCUGGGUUUCCUGAUCCUAUUAAAUUCUCAAGAUUGCAGCUUUCUGCUACCUUAAGAGAAGAGCAACCAAAUCUUUUUACAGAAUUUCUUGCAAGUGCUAAAGAAGCAGAGAAAAGAAGCUUUGGAAUGAUUUUUAAUAGUUUUUAUGACUUGGAAUCUGGUUAUGUUGAUUAUUACAGGAAUGUUUUAGGUAGAAGAGCUUGGCAUGUAGGGCCAGUUUCACUUUGCAAUAGAAAUAUCGAAGAAAAAUCUCAAAGAGGUAAAGAAGCAAGCAUUAGUGAAGACGAGUGUAUGAAAUGGCUUGAUUCAAAGAAACCCAAUUCAGUUCUUUAUGUGUGCUUUGGUACUGUUGCAAAGUUUUCUGAUUGUCAGUUACUUGAGAUUGCUUUAGGGCUUGAAGCUUCAGGGCAAAACUUUAUCUGGGUUGUGAGAAGUGAGAAGAAUGAAGAAGAGAAAUGGUUGCCUAAUGGGUAUGAGAAAAAGAUGGAAGGAAAAGGACUGAUUAUGAGAGGAUGGGCACCUCAAGUUCUGAUUCUUGAGCAUGAAGCAGUUGGUGGGUUUGUGACUCAUUGUGGGUGGAAUUCUACUUUGGAAGGUGUGAGUGCUGGUAUGCCAAUGGUAACAUGGCCUGUUUUUGCUGAUCAGUUUUUCAAUGAGAAAUUGAUUACUGAUGUUUUGAAAAUUGGAGUUGGUGUUGGUGCUCAAAAAUGGGUUGCAGUUGUAGGGGAUUAUGUGGAGAGUGGAAAGAUAGAGAAGGCAGUGAAGGAGGUAAUGGUAGGUGAGAAAGCAGUGGAAAUUAGAAGCAGAGCAAAGAAGAUUGGGGAAAUGGCUAGGAUGGCUACUGAAUUUGGGGGCUCAUCUUACAACGAUUUUGGUGCUUUAAUUGAAGAAUUGAAGUCCUAUCGGACUUGAGGUUUACCAUCAGGCUGGUAUUCUGUUGGGUUAAUCAGAAGCGUUGUGGAAAGGAGCAUUGGGCUUGUAAACAAUCACUAUGUUGUAUAUUAUGUAUUUGUAAUCAUACUAUCCUAAGUUGCAAUACAUCUGAAUUAUUAA